Messenger RNA from Nematostella vectensis (starlet sea anemone), 527 nucleotides. Its product is annotated as costars family protein v1g158749. The record is from RefSeq and is a predicted model, not a curated record. Gene Ontology annotation, biological process: regulation of actin filament-based process. Bases 114 to 362 code for a protein of 82 amino acids. The transcript has 3 exons. Lineage: Eukaryota; Metazoa; Cnidaria; Anthozoa; Actiniaria; Edwardsiidae.
UCAACUUCUUUGAGGUACUGGGCCGUCCGAAAAGCCGCUGAGUAGGAUGAGAGGCUCAAACCGGAACUAGACGCGCCUUCCCCUCGAACCCAACAAGAGCAAUAAGAGUCACCAUGAAUGUUGAACAUGAGGUCAAGCUGUUGGUAGAGGAGUUGAAGAGGCUUGGCCAACCAAAUAGUGAUGACAAAAUUGUAGUCAAGUUUGGAGUUCUAUUCAAUGAUGACCGAUGUGCCAAUAUCUUUGAAGCACUGGUUGGAACACUAAAAGCUGCAAAAAGGAAGAAGAUUGUCCACUAUGAUAGUGAACUGUUGCUUCAAGGUGUCCAUGAUCACGUAGACAUUGUACUAUUGAAGGAUGAAUGAACUGAUCUGGGUUUUCCCAACACAGGUUCAAAGAGAUUUUGAUAUGAUCACACGCAUUUAUUAUGAUGUUUUAUUUACAAAACAAUCACUGGUACUUACGUACAGUACAACUGUAAAUGGACAUUGUACAUAAAUAAAUUACCAUUUGUUAUUUUGUAUUUAAAA